Aplysia californica (California sea hare) is the source of this 1291-nucleotide messenger RNA. RefSeq lists its product as uncharacterized. The record is from RefSeq and is a predicted model, not a curated record. Bases 30 to 1214 code for a protein of 394 amino acids. NCBI's taxonomy places the organism in Eukaryota, Metazoa, Mollusca, Gastropoda, Aplysiida, Aplysiidae. The transcript has 5 exons.
GAGGGCAAAACACAUCUGUUGUCUUCAGGAUGUUGUUCAACAUGUUCCCUGUUCUUGUCUUGAUACUGUCGGCCUCUGUCGCUGAUUCUACGAGUUCAGCUCUUGCUACACCUAGCCAUGGGGUAGACAUAGAAACCUCCCACAACCAGUUUCAUGAGGGACUCACCAACCAGCUGAUAAUCAACUGUACUUUCACGCACGAACAUGGCUCUAACUUCAGCACCAUCUUGUCGCUGAUACUAUCCAAGACGGCUUCUGCUAACGCCUCUACCUACAGAGAAGUUGCUUCCAUUACGGCGUUUUCGAACGAUAAAGUGGACGCAAAAGACACGAUGGGAGCACAAGUGACUGGUCACCACAGAGUUGAUGCUUAUUCCUUCAUCGCUCUAGAGUGGACACACCCAACACACCAGGUAGAAGGAAAGUACAGGUGUCAGGCUAACGGAAUGGACAAUGGUGGUCACCCGCUGUCUGUCUGGGCCGACACAGUGGUAGAAGAAAUACCAAUCGGCUUUGACAUGGUUCUUGACAAGUUAAAGGAAAUGGAUACAAAGAUACAAGAACUCGACACAAAGGGCAAGGAACUGGAUUCAAAGAUAGACGCAGUAGAAGCAAAGGACAAAGAACUGGAUUCAAAGAUAAAUGCAGUAGAUGUCAAGGAGAACAAAACAGACGCAAAGAUAAAAGCAAUAGAAGCGAGGGAACAAGAAAUGAACUCCAAACUGAACGACCUCAGAACUCGUGUGGAAAACUCCAAAGACGCCAUAAUUUCCACAACCACUAGCUAUCGCGGCCACAACUACUUACUCUCUAAACCAAUACUGGUUAACGUACAUGAAGCCAAUCGUCUGUGCCGGCUCUAUGGCGGGUAUUUGGCGGAGAUCAACGACAAGCAAGAGUUCCAGCACCUUGCGGACUUCUCCAACUCUUCUGUGUCAGGUUCUGUUUCUACUGGCGUCAUGUUGGGUGCUACAGACGAGGGUCAUGAAGGGAGGUGGACAUUUCUCACUUCUGGUGGCAAUAUGACGUCAUGUGUGUGGGAUGACCCACAGCCAAAUGGUGGAGCAAUAGAAAACUGUUUGUAUUUAUCUACAGGCACGAAGAAAAUGUUUGACGAUGCCUGUCUGAAAUACUCUUCAUCUUGGUCAGUAAGGUUCUUGUGCGAAGUGAACGCUUACAUUUUGAAAAUCUCGGAAAAUGCCCCGGGCAAAUGAAAUAAAAUUCGACUGCUUAAUGUCAAUGUGGCUUUCGUCUAUUGGGAUUGUUUUUCAGUAAAUUGUGUCAGUAAAAC